GGUCCUGUUAACAUUAUCAGCCUGGAAAAAGCCUGUUUAGGAAAAACUAUUUGCAUUGCGAUGCUUAUCUCAGUUCAUCAGAACACAGGGCUCUCCAUUUCCAUCCACAUUCAGGUUUGGUCAUUAACGAGUGAGGAUGGACGCAGCUCUUGUUAACCAGACAAACACAUAUACCUCCUGCAUCACGGAGUCCUCAGUGGAAGGGUACAUGUAUCCAUCUGUUUAUUCUCUAUUUUUUAUGGUGGGCUUACCGGCUAACUGCCUAUCUUUGUAUGUGGCCUGGAUGCUGAUGAGGAGUGGAAACAGCAUGGCAGUCUACCUCAUCAACCUGUGCAUCUCUGACCUGCUCUACACAAUCUCUCUGCCUGUGUGGAUUGAGCUGGCCCUGCAGAGACCUAUGGGUGACCUUUGCAGUUUAGUGGCAGUGAUCAUGUACAACAGCUUUUACGUAGGCUCGGGCCUCCUUUGCUGCAUCUCUGUUGAUCGCUACCUAGCAGUGGUCUAUCCGCUCCACUUUCACUGGGUCAGAGAGGUGCGGACAGCAGCAAUAGUGAGUAUUGCCGUCUGGACUUUGGAGAUUACCAUUCACAUCAUCUUGCUUAACCACACGGGGGCACUACAAGCUUUCUCCUCAAGAAACUUAUGUGAGGAGCGAAUACCCAUGACACAAGAAGACGCCAACCUCGCCCUUACACGUUUCACCCUGGGUUUCUUGAUCCCUUUCUUCAUCAUGACUUUUUGUUUUCAGCAGAUUAUGCAAUCGCUCCAAAAGAACAUUUCCAUCAUGACAGUGGAACGCAGGAAAGUGGGAUGGCUGCUGUUUUACCUUCUUCUAACCUACACAGUGGCCUUUAUGCCCUUCCAGAUUGUCAUGCUGCUAAGGGCCAUACUGGAGCCAGGGACCUGUGCAUGGGCCAAAAGGCUUAGAGAUCCAUACCUGGUCACUGUCGCCACCACCACCAUAAACAGUACACUUGAUCCUAUAAUAUACUGUUUAAUCAGUGAGAGCGCUCAGAGAGAGAUAAGGAAAGCUGUAGAGAAAUGUCGGGGAGUGUUUCUGAGGAGGAGAUUGUCAGAGAAUAAUCUACCACAGCACACAUCUGAUCAACAAUUGCUUUUGUUACAGCAUGUUUUUGUCAUCCGGAAAUGCAGGAUGUGUUGUGAAAUUACCUUCUUCCAUAAAAGGUGUGAGCGUAUACACUCCACAAUGGAAAACUUAACCCUGACCACAAAUAAUUCAGAAUGCUUCCCAGUUGACAGCGCUUCAAGGAGGCGGUUGUUUAUGUUUUUCUACAUGGCUAUCAUCGUCACUGCCAUCCCGUCCAACGCCUUCUCCCUCUACGUGUCAUGGCAGCACAUAAGACAGAAGAAUGGGCUCGGUGUGUAUCUAUUUAACUUGGCCCUGAGUGACCUGACCUUCACCAUCGGCCUGUCUCUUUGGCUGGACUUCUUGUGGAAAGGACUUUGGGUCCACGGAGGCUACGUUUGUGUGCUAUCUGUCUACUUUCUCUACACUAAUUUUUACACCAGUGAAGCUCUCCUCUGCUGCAUCGCUGUCGACCGCUACCUAGCAGUAGUUCACCCAUUUAAGUACACUUUCUUGAGGAGAGUUAAUCCUGCAGCAGCAGUCGGUGUUGCCAUUUGGGUGUUGGUGGUCUGUUUCAACGCUUCUACCAUAACUUGGGAGGACUCCUACCGUGAGAACAACACGUUUGCAGUGUGCUUUGAUAUUUUCCUCCCACUAUCAGGGAACCUUGUCCGGGCUAAUGUAGCACGCUUUAUCCUGGGCUUUAUUGUUCCCAUUCUCCUGGUGGUAUUUUCCACUUGGGGGAUCUGUGAGGCCGUAAAAUCCAAUCAGGCCACAAAGGAACGAGAACGCAAGCAUAUCUUAAAGCUGCUGACAGUAGUGCUGCUUUGUGUUUUGUUCUGCUUUGGGCCUAUCCACGUCAUGAUGCUCCUCCGCACACAAAUGGAUGACUGCAGGGAGGUUGCUUGGCUCCUUUUUCCAUACAAAAUCAGCAUAGCUCUCUCAAGCCUAAAUUGCCUUGCAGACCCUCUGCUUUACUGCUUUAUUACUAGAACGGGGAAGGCAAAUGUCAAUCAGGUUGUUCUGUUCUUCCAGGUAAAGAAGAGUAGCAAUGAUGAAGAUGUGGUAUAGCUUUAGAAAAACUUAACUGGCUAAACAAUAUAACACAUUUGUGGUAAGCUUUAGAGUUAGACUUAAAUAGUCAAAUAUGAUCCUGAUGGUGCAUCAUUUUCAGACAUCAAAUGUAAGAAAAGCUGUCAACUAGUUAAGAUUCUCAGCUAUUAAGCGACAAAGUUGACAAUGUUGAUAUUUGUCUUGUUGUCGACAAAUAUCAUUAUACUACCAAUGGGUUACUCUGUCUCUAAAAAAGACAUCCUUAUACCGGUCUGUGGCACCCAGGCCCCAGAAGUGGUGGAAGAAGUAUUUCUGUGAAGAAGAGAAAUCCUGCAUUCAAAAUCUUACUUAAGUAAAAAUAUGAGUAGAAUAUAUAAUGGUAUAAUAUAAGUAUAAUAUAAGUAUUAGCAAAAGAGUAAAACACAGUACUCCCUGCAAUAAUGGUCCCUUCAUGUCAGUCAUUUUCCUUUAAAAAAAAAGAAGUUUACCUACUGCCCAUAAUAAGUCUCCUCAAGUAGGUCUGUUUAUAGAAUGUUUGCCGUGUCACACUUUGACCCUUGACACACACACCAUACAUCGUUCUGCACACACAAACAUGUUUAAACCGACAGUUUACUUUGCUUGUACUUUACAUCUCUGCUAUCACGGUAAACCUGCUGUGUAUACCCUUUAUCCACCACAUCACUCCUGUCCUCCAACAGCUCCACUGGCUCCCGGUUCAGUUCCGUAUUCAAUUCAAAGUCCUCCUGUUAACAUUCAAAGCCAUCCACAACCUGGCCCCCCCAUAUCUGUCCGACCUCCUCCAUGUUCCCACUCCCUCCGAUCUUCUUCCUCCAUACACCUGUCUGUCCCCUCCGCCCGUCUCAUCACCAUGGGGAGCAGAGCAUUCAGUCACUCUGCUCCCCGUCUCUGGAACUCAUUACCACCCCAACACAGAAACAUGGAUUCAUUCCCCAAUUUCAAAACACAGCUCAAAACACAUCUGUUCAAAAGUGCUUAUUCCACUUGAUAUCAAUUCCUCUGUCACCGUCUAUUGUUUUUAUUUUUUACUUGCAUUGUUGAUUCCUUUUAUUGUCUUUGUGUGUGUAUCAUGUACGGUGUCCUUGAGUGCCGAGAAAGGCGCCUUCAAAUAAAAUGUAUUAUUAUUUAUCAGCAUGGACUUACAUGCAACAUCGGUUCCAAAGAGGAAUAUUUGUCUCUCAACACAGUUAUUCUUUUAUAUAAAAUGUUCUUUUUAAAGGCCAAAAGACAUGCAAAUUUGGCGCCAUUCAUCAUUUGAAUAAAACAUGAGCAGGCGAAUAACAUUAACAAUAACAAACCCGGAGACAUUUAUCACUGGACUACACCCAUACAUUUGACUGGGGUUCUAUUUUAGCUUAUCUAACCACACCAUUUCAAAAACAAACAAACAAACAAAAAAAAAAACAGUGGUUGACAAGGGAAGUGUGUAUUUCAGUUAAAGGGAAAACAAAAAUGUUCUCCUUUUUUGAAAAUAGCUAUUUUCAUUAAAGAAAAAAGGACAUAUUAAAUGAUGAAUAGAAGCUGCAUAGUUCAGUACGAACAAAUGAGAAUCUUUAUUUAGAUGAAACUGCAAUAAAAUGGCUCUUUUCACUAAUAACAGUUUUUAUAAAGUGGUCAAAUGAGUGGCUCUCUGUGGUUAUUUGUGGCUCUCUAGUGGACAAUUCUGGUAGUGCAGAAACUAUCUACACUCUACACUCUUA
Molecule: messenger RNA, 3861 nt
Organism: Eleginops maclovinus (Patagonian blennie)
Lineage: Eukaryota; Metazoa; Chordata; Actinopteri; Perciformes; Eleginopidae
Exons: 3
Coding region: 137-2158 (673 amino acids)
Biological process (GO): G protein-coupled receptor signaling pathway
Cellular component (GO): membrane
Molecular function (GO): G protein-coupled receptor activity
Source: RefSeq, a predicted model, not a curated record